CACGCCACCGAACACGAUAACCGGCGGAUCGUAGCAAAACUUUGUCGCAUCGAAGCGCGCGCGUUCAACGAAAGCGCGGCUGGAGACGUAACCGGCCCCCGCCGCCGCCGGUGCCAAGCCGUGUGCCGCCGCCACCGUUGCGGUCGUCAGCUGCCGCCGYACAGACUACGCUCUCGUCGGCCGUCGUUCUAUUUUUUUUUCGUUUUCGCACGUUCGAGCCUCACAGCCACCGCCGAGACGGUAGUCGUUCCCCGCGCAGGGCGCACCGCGUUCGGCGUUUUCAAAACACCGUAAACAUCCCGCGUAAUUUCUCGUUACGAAAACAAUUUCGUCCUACUCGAUCACCGCACUUUGUCUCUGUAUAGUCGAUCCGUCACAACAUACUUGAACGUAAUAAUAUUUAUUUUUUUGACAAUUAUCUCAAUUAUCUCAGUCCACUACACUCAGACCCUCACACACAUUAUUUCUAGAAAAAAAUCCUCAAAGUCGUAGGUAUUAACGUUUUUACGGGCCAUGAGACGGUAUGUGGCUCAAUUGUCGUGCACUGAUAGGAGUCAGUGAUAGGUAGAAUAAUAAAAUUAAAUAAAUACGCGCACUGCACAGUUGUACUUAUCAGGGACACUCGCGAACGGUGGCACGUUGACCGAUUGAAAAGGAUUUGCUAACGGCUGCAAAACGGAGCACAUAAGAAAAAUCAUGGGCUGCGUUCAGUCGCUAUUCAAUCCUUCAAAAUCAAGGAGUCCAUCCCCAGAAAGGGAAUUCGAACCUCCAAAAUUUGAGACCGUACCUGUCACACGGCAACCGAAAAAAACAUACAACACAUCUGUUGCCGGAAUAUCAGUGACCAAUGACCGCGGGAGUCAUGACGUGGAUUUUGACACUGAUAGCGAUGAYGACAUGGCUAUUAAGUGCGAUGACUUUGACAGACAUGCAAUGGGUAUUGAGGAUGACCUGCGGUCGGUGCACUACGUAGAAGCUACAGCGUUGACCACAUUAGCUGCUAAUUCGACUUCKGUGGCCAUACUUGGCACGACGGCCAAGUGCAAAUCGGCCGGUGUGUCACCAGCCAUUCAACGGCAACGGUCAUCAUCUUCGUUUUCGUCGACAGCGUCUUUGCCGUCAGGAACACAACAGCCGGUAUCAUCGCAGACAUCGCUGGAAUCAAAAAAUGUAAAUAYGACGCCAGUAAAAAAACUGACUUCGAAAACUGGAACAAAAGCAGUCGUAAAAUCCACGUCCAAGAAUGAAUCACAGGAACUGUGGCUAUCUGAAGCCCAAUGGGCCGAACACCUGGCCACCAAGGUCAGUAACAAUAAGUCUACACGGUUGUUGGUCACGGAAUCCGUUUCACCACCAUCGUCACCGUCACCAUUUUUGACAUCGUCACCUCAGUGGCCAAUGAUUUGUAGCUCCAAGCAGAGCAAUUUAGACCGCAUGCCUGUAGGUGUGAUCGAGGUCUUGGAUUGUGAACCGGUGGACCAACGGCGGCCACCACAGACGAAAGCACAACAGUUCGCGAAGGCACAGCGAUCCACUCGUGAUAAUAACAUUCCAUUGCCCGUCAUACACGCGAUGGAAAUUAAAUCCAAUUCUUUAGGCCACGAAGAUAUGUUCAAAACCAUGAUGGUGCAACCCCCUUCAUCUGAUAGACACGGAUAUCGUGCGAAGAUGGCAACCGGAAGUUCUACAUUUGAUUCGUCCUCCCGGAAACCAUUCCUCUGGCAGUCCAAUGAAUCCAAAUUCAAAUAUACUGAAGACGACUAUUCGGCCGCUACCGAAUGGAUGAUUAACAUGCCAGUUUUUGCAAAAUGUCCACCAGCAAAGUCUAAAAUCAUGACUUCUGUGACAGUAGAUGUUUGA
Messenger RNA from Diuraphis noxia (Russian wheat aphid), 1860 nucleotides. RefSeq lists its product as uncharacterized. The record is from RefSeq and is a predicted model, not a curated record. Lineage: Eukaryota; Metazoa; Arthropoda; Insecta; Hemiptera; Aphididae. Gene Ontology annotation, molecular function: calmodulin binding.